AUGCAUUCAAGGCUUUGCAAGGAAUAUGCCUCCAAACAGGCCCACGAACACAGACUCUCCGUCAGCCAGCAGGACGCUCCGCCAGGCAACGGUGCAGAAGAGACUUUUCAGAACAGAGCUGUGGUGUGGGGGCAGGGCGUGGCUUGGGGAGAGGUGCGUAGGCUGAAGUCUCCACAAAAAUGUGCUAAAGUGAAGAGAGAUGCAACGUGGAGAAACCCGAAACGGAAUGCGACCCUUGGAUUCAGCUCUCCAGUGGCCGGACCUAAACAGGCCCUUUGUUCGAUAGUUGGCAUGCUGUUCCAAGGCAGCAAUGGUCCAUUUCGGGGUGACAUACGACACCGUCAGGGAAGCUGGACUUGGAAGAAGCAGGAGCAGCCCGUGCAGGAGAAGCAGAGUGAUGGAGUGUUCUUUCCCUGGGCAAGGCGGUCCCUGCACACCGGGAUGCUUCUCCCAAACAAAGGUCCUUUGGAAAAGAAAGAGCAGCUCCCAGCUCUUCGUGGUUAUGAGCACGCUCUCUCGUGUACAAGGGAGUGUGAGCAGUUGGCUCCUCUUAGAUGUCAGAUGACUGUGUUCAUCUGGUUUUGUGUUGUGACAACUGAAGAGCUUAUGAGGACCGAGCAGCUCACGUUGGUUUUCCCAGCCAUGCCCACGGUGGGCAAUGCAGAACUGGCUGUGAAGAUCUGUCUAGACCGAGUGCAGGGCAUCCUGCACGGCGGAUCCCCAGAGCUGUUUUAUGACAAGAAUGAAGCCCGGAAAUACAUGUGCAACUCUAGGAUGAUUGAUGUCCAGACCAAGAUGGCAGGGCGAGCAUUGGAGCUCUAUCUGCCUGAGGAUAAGCCCUGUUACCUGUUGGAUGUUGGCUGCAGUACUGGGCUGAGUGGAGAUUAUCUCUCUGAUGAGGGGCACUAUUGGGUGGGCAUCGACAUCAGCCCUGACAUGCUGGAUGCAGCCUUGGACCGAGAAGCACAAGGAGACCUACUUCUGGGGGAUCUGGGCCAAGGCAUCCCCUUCAAACCGGGAUCCUUUGAUGGUUGUAUCAGCAUUUCUGCUGUGCAGUGGCUUUGUAAUGCUAACAAGAAGUCUGACAUUCCUGCCAAGUGCCUGUACUGCAUUUUUUCUUCUCUUUAUUCUGUGCUGGUUCGUGGAGCCUGAGCUGUUCUGCAGCUGUAUCCUGAGAACUCGGAGCUGCUGGAGCUGAUUACAACCCAGGCCAUCAAGGCUGGCUUCACUGGUGGUGUGGUGGUGGUCUACCUCUGUUUGUUUUCUGGACCAUCAACCUUUCUGCCAAAGGGCCUGAACGAAAUUAAGGAUGAAGAGGAGGCCAGAGAAUCCACAUUCACGAAUAAGAGGAUUCCCUAUAGGAUUGUGAGGAGUGGGGUGGUGAGGAAAACCCGUGAGUGGGUGCUGGAGAAGGAGCGCCAUAGACGUCAGGGCAAGGAAGUCAGACCUGACACGCAGUAUACCAGCCGCAAGCGCAAACCCUACUUCUAA
Messenger RNA from Molossus molossus (Pallas's mastiff bat), 1491 nucleotides. Its product is annotated as probable 18S rRNA (guanine-N(7))-methyltransferase. The record is from RefSeq and is a predicted model, not a curated record. Gene Ontology annotation, biological process: rRNA (guanine-N7)-methylation. Gene Ontology annotation, molecular function: rRNA (guanine) methyltransferase activity. Gene Ontology annotation, cellular component: nucleolus. Lineage: Eukaryota; Metazoa; Chordata; Mammalia; Chiroptera; Molossidae.